Messenger RNA from Monodelphis domestica (gray short-tailed opossum), 11742 nucleotides. RefSeq names its product DDB1 and CUL4 associated factor 10 (gene DCAF10). Gene Ontology annotation, cellular component: Cul4-RING E3 ubiquitin ligase complex. The record is from RefSeq and is a predicted model, not a curated record. Lineage: Eukaryota; Metazoa; Chordata; Mammalia; Didelphimorphia; Didelphidae. Gene Ontology annotation, molecular function: protein binding.
GGGGUGGCGUCGGCUUCGCCGUCGGUCAUGUUCCCCUUCGGACCCAGCAGCCCCGUCGGGGUUGAUGCGGAGGAGCUAGCCAGAGACGACCUGGGCUUCGUAAGCCGAGUCGAGGGUCGGCCGCACGAGGGGAACGGAGCGGCGGCGGCCGGGCCUGCCUCUUCUCCUUCCUCGCCGCAGCCCGCCGACCCCUCCUCCAGCCCCCCCCGCGACCCCCGCGAGCCUCGCGACCCCCGAGAUCCUCGCACGCCCUUGCGGACCCUGCCCACCAGCCCGGUGACGGCGGGGACCUCGUCGGCGGCGGCGGCCGCGGCGGCCGCGCGCGCUGGGGAGCUCGCGGCCGGGGCCAAGGGCGAGCCGAGCCCCCAAUCCCCGCGCGCCGCCGUAGUCCACCCUUCCCCCCCUGACUCCCCCACAGCCAACUCCACAGCCGCCGCCGUUGCAGCUUGCCCUUCCGCCUACACCUUCUUCACCAGCCGGCUCAACGCCGGCGCCUCCCACUCCCCCUCCCCGUCCCCCGAGCCCAGGCGUGGGGGGGCCGGGCCGACCGGGCGCCCCAUCGGCAUCCCACUCUUCCGUUGGCUGAAGAGCCGCACCCUGGGCCGGGGGCUGUACGUGGACCCGGCCCGGGACAACUUCCGAACGAUGACCAGCUUGUACAGCUCCAUCCACCCGGCAGACUCGGUGUACCUCAGCACCCGCACCCACGGCGCAGUCUUCAACCUGGAGUACUCUCCCGACGGGUCAGUGUUGACAGUUGCUUGUGAACAGACUGAAGUUCUCCUUUUUGACCCUGUAUCUUCAAAGCACAUAAAAACGCUCUCUGAAGCUCAUGAGGACUGUGUAAAUAAUAUCAGGUUUCUGGAUAAUAGACUGUUUGCCACCUGCUCUGAUGACACUACAAUAGCCCUUUGGGAUCUGAGAAAAUUAAAUUCAAAAGUAUGUACUUUACAUGGUCAUACUAGCUGGGUGAAGAACAUUGAAUAUGACACUAACACAAGACUCUUAGUUACAUCAGGAUUCGAUGGAAAUGUCAUCAUUUGGGACACUAACAGGUGCACAGAAGAUGGAUGCCCACACAAGAAAUUCUUUCAUACACGUUUUCUGAUGCGGAUGAGGUUAACACCAGACUGUUCAAAAAUGCUGAUUUCAACCUCUUCUGGUUAUCUCCUGAUUUUACAUGAUCUUGACUUAACAAAAUCUCUAGAGGUUGGAAGCUAUCCAAUCUUGAGGGCAAGAAGAACUACAUCAAGUUCAGAUAUGGCUACUUCUCCAAGUUCAUCUGCUCCUAGACCUUCUGGUUCACCUUGUCAUCAAAGUGAUUCUAGUUCCUUAUCUGAGAAAAAUGUGUCACGUUCCUCUCAACGAGAAGGUGUGUCACCUCGUAAUAGUCUCGAGGUUUUAACUCCAGAAGUUCCUGGUGAGAGGGACCGUGGUAACUGCAUUACAUCCCUGCAGCUACAUCCUAAAGGGUGGGCUACCCUUCUUCGCUGUUCUAGUAACACAGAUGAUCAGGAGUGGACCUGUGUCUAUGAAUUUCAAGAAGGGGCUCCAGUACGACCCGUCUCACCUCGUUGUUCUCUAAGAUUGACUCAUUAUAUUGAGGAAGCUAAUGUAGGCAGGGGGUACAUCAAAGAACUUUGUUUCAGCCCUGAUGGUCGAAUGAUUUCUUCCCCACAUGGCUAUGGGAUCCGCUUGUUGGGAUUUGACACCCAGUGCAAUGAACUUGUUGACUGUCUGCCCCAAGAAGCUAGUCCCUUGCAGGAGAUUCGUUCUCUCUACUCUCACAAUGAUGUGGUUCUGACAACCAAGUUCUCUCCCACACAUUGUCAGAUUGCCUCAGGGUGCCUUAGCGGACGUGUUUCUUUGUAUCAGCCAAAGUUUUAGGCACAACUGACAUCAAAAAAGGAACUCUUCUGGUGUUCAACUUUUCGAUUACUUCAGUUUAGGUGAAGUAUUUCUUUAUAGAUCUUGUGUGUGUGGUUCAAGAUCCUUUUUCCUAGGGGUCCAUGAACAUCCCAACAAUGACAUAGGAGUACUCAGUCCGGCACUGGAUGUUUGAUACUGCAGUUCUCAGUCAGACUCUAUGCAUUGUCUUUCCUCUUCAGCAUUCCUCUGCUCCUGCUGAUCCUGUGCCAUUGUUUCUCUGGUUGUGUUGCACAGUAGCUCUCGUCAGGGUUUUUCUUUGGGUGUGACUCUUUGUAGACUUUGGGCAGGAUUUUUGUUUGGGGUAGAAGGAAACUGGUCCUCGUACUAAAUAAACCUAGAAGUUUGAUGUUGGCAUAUUGGUUAUUACAAGUGAACCUUUAUCUUGUCCCUUCGUUUGACCCUUUUAAAAUGCCAUUUAUUUCACUACAGAGACCAGAUAAUGAACUUGUUCUCAUAUGUAUUAGCAUAGGUUUUACCACAAUGAUCUUUGAAGUUUAUUAAAACUGCUAUAAUAGUUUUCACAACAUGAGGGAUUUUGUUUAUUGUAAAAUACUAGAAAAAUGUUGCCAUGUCUUUGUAAUUUGUUUCCUUUGUGUGAAGUUAAAUUGCUAGUUUCCUUACUGUGUAUACUUUGUUUUUAUUGACAGCUCUGAGAAGUAAAGAAAGGGACUUUUCUUUUUCCUGUGGUGCAAAAAAGGUUCUGCUGGCUUAGCAGAAUGCAUUUGUUGAGUGAUGGGAGAAGCAUCAUUUAGACACUUUUGUCAUCUUCUUUGCUGCAAUCUAUAUAGUGUAGUACAAACUGUUAUACUACCUGGGGCAAAUCAGUGAGUCAAGAUGCCCUCUCUUACUCUGCUUUCUUCCCUUAUUCCCAUUGGGAAAAAAUGUGUGUAAGAAUACCGAGUUCUUUGAGGACUCUUAAUUUGUUUCAUUGGUGUUAUAUUUGUUAGUUGAGAACUCCAGCACUAUUUCUAAGCUAAUUGCCUAGUUAUGACAUUAUUGAUAUUGUGACUGUAUUUAAUGAAAUUUAACAUAAGAGCACAUACUGGAUAGAUUUCAUAUUUAAACCAGGGCUGGAAAUCUUUUUUUUUUUUUAAUUUUAUCAUGGGCCUGAAAAUCAUUGGCCUACAAGCAAACAAUCAAGGGCCAUUCUCAAGAAAUGACAAUUAUUCACAGGUUGCCAUGCCAAUGCAACAUUCUCCCACCAACUCUUAUUGCUAAGUAACUAUCAUUGGUACUUGCAUGUAUUAAAAUAUUACUUUUGUAGAUCUAUAUUUGUAGGAUAUUUGUGAAGAGUUAGAUUGUAAAUUAGGCAGUAGCUCAGGCCUAUCACUUGGACCAGAGAUCACAUAUCCCAGCGUAGGCAGUAAACUUCAGAACUACAAAAAUAUUGAUAUAAUUAUUCCAAAUGAAGCAAGUUUCAAAACCUAUUGAGCCAAUCGGAUUCUAAGAAUUUAAUUCAUAAGGAGAAAAGGGUAUUUUGUAUCUUAGUAUUUCAGUAAUCAACAUAUGUGACAUUUCUUAAUAAGCCCUCAUAACCAAUCAUUCAAAUGUACAGAUAUGCCUCAUUUUAGCCAAUAAAUACAUUCCUCAUAUGUUGGGGAAAUUUCUGUCCACUCAAAUCAUUUUCUCACUGAUUUGUAUAAUACAAUUGGGAGAUGCUUUUCUGUAGAAAAAUGUUGCCACAAGACAUAAUAAAAACCACCCUUGUGCAUGCAGAGAACUUCUUUAUGUAAUAUAUUUAGAGAAAAAGAAUUUCCUGAGGUAAAGGCCCUCAAACAAAGCUACUAGCCAAAAUGAAGCCAUAAAAUGCAAUUAUUACAUGGAAAUCUCAAAUGCCAUAUCACAAAUUGUAUUCUUUUAGGGAAAAAUUCAGCAAGAGAAAGCUGUCAGUUUACAUUCCUUGGCCCUUUACAAUUCAGUCAUUAACUCCUGUGGUAAAGGUAAUUGUUGACUUUUAAGAACUAAACGUUUUUGAGACUUGAAAGGUUUUUUUUUUUUUUUCCGUUGUUGUUUUAGCAUGGAUGGAUAGUGGCUGUUAAUGACUGUCAAACUAUUUAGUAUUCUUGGAAGUUUGGUAUGGAAAGUACUGGCAUAACUUUCUGCAAAAUGGGCUAUUAAGUACCUAUUAAAGGUUCUUCUCUUAUGUUUUAUUUCCUUGAGUGUGAAUUCCACAUGUAGCAAAUUAAAUUUUCUUCAAUUUGAACACAAUUAUAAUAGCCCCUUCCUAACAGAAAUGCCUCAAGGAAUAAGUAGAUGUUAUAUAAUGAAAUGGAGUGGAGAAAAGUCCCAAAUGAAAAUUUUAAAAUUUAAGAACUGCCUAGACUCUGUAGAUUCUAAAUUUUGUUCUUAAUAAUGUUCUGUAAUGACUGCACAGUAACCAGCAUGUAUUAAGUAGAAAAAGAAAACAGCAUAAGGAGUGUUGUACUUUACCUGAAGCAGUGAACUUUUUUAUUUCUAUAAUUUCUAUUUCAAGUUAAUUUUUUCAAAUUGGUUACAUCUUAUAGUAAUAAUAAAUUCAAUUUGUUAUUUCAUGUUAAUUCUAGUCAUUUUUAUUCAUAAUAGGUUAUAAAACUUGAAGGUGUGUUUAGUAUAGUAUUCUGCACUUAAAAGAGCUUCCAAUCCCCCUAUUAUCUUACCGAAAGACAUAUAAUAAUGGAUAAAGUCUUAUUAGAAGAACAGAACUUUGGAUCUUUGUUGAGAGUCCUGAGCAUAAACAAAUGUAUACAUAACUACAUUCAGGGGUAGCGAAGUGGGUGGCAUGUUCAGCUUUAGUGUGUAUUUAAGUAUAUUUAACCUUUAAUCUAAGGUGCUAAUCAUUUAUUCUUACCACAUCCCUGGGAAAAGUCCAAAUACUGCUUGAUGACAUUGUUAUACUACUAGGGGAACAAAUAGAGAAAGGCUGUUACACAAAUCAUCUAUUGAUAGAUUUUACUCUGGGAAAUAGAUCUUUUUUUCCACAUGGCUAAUAAAAGUACAGAAACAUCCUAAUAGUUGGUGACAAUCAAAUAGUUGUGAUAUAUAAAAUAUGUACAUUAAACCUUCAUCUGGAAUAUGUUUCCAAGAAUGUAUUAAGUUUAUACCUUUUAAAAAAUCGCUUUUGAUUGAAAAUUUCCAAAAUUCUCACUUCCUUCUAUUCAGGAUCAUUGUGUCAGUUACUGUGUAGUGAUGUUUCCAGAUGUACAAAGCCAUUGUUAGCCCCUAUUAUAAAUGGCUAAAAAACACCUUCCCUUUUAGAGCCUGUAUUAUCUGGGCUCAAUUUUGAGCAGAGGUAUUUCCCUCCUAAUUUUUCUUGGUUCUUAGUAAUCAAGAAGCUGAGUAGAGGAAAGGUCUAGUUUUCUCUUGCAUCUACCUAAAAUUCCACACUUUCAAGAAUGAAGACUAAACAUGUUUCAGAAAAUACCAUUAUAAGACAAAAACCCCAAUAGGACUUGGACUUGGGAGUCAGAUAACUUGAGCUUGAAUCUCGGCUCUGCUUACUUUGUGCAAGUCAAUCUCUGGCCCUCAGUUCACUAAUCUGUAAAUGAUAAAAUGAAAGAGUAGGACUAGAUGGGCCCUUCCAAGUCUAAAUCUGUGACAGAUUGAUUUUUAGUUAUAGAGAUGCAUUUCAUUAUUUUUAAUUAUAUGUUUGAUUAGAAUAUUCUUCAAACUGUCCAGAUAUUAAUCACAUCCUUAAGACAGAAAACUUUAAGUCAUUAUCUUCCCAACUAUAUAUCUGUUCAGAUACUGCUAGGUAAAUUUUUUGCAGCAUAUCUUUAAAACACUAAGUAUUAGUAGAAGCCACACAUUUAAAUGCCAUUGCAAUGCAUCAUAAAAACUUGUGACUUUACCUCGCUUUCUUUAGUUAUAAAAAUGUUAUGAAUGGCAUAAAAAUUAAUGCAUCAGUGCUUUCUUGGGAGAUUUCCAAAGGGAUUGUAAGAUAGUUGGAAAAGUCAGUUUUGUUUUACUUCUGUUUGUACAAGGCAGCUAUAAAUAAAAAAUAAUCUGAAGGCUGAAAAUUUAAUCCAAGUAUUACAUAUUCAAUAGUAUAUAAAUAUUAAUCUAGUCACAAUUGCCUCUAAGAAGGCAGGCAGAAAGUGUAAUUUUUAAAAAUUCAGAUUCCAUAAUUGAUUUUUUAAAUUCUUUAUUAGUAUCAAUACUCAGUAUUGGUUCUAAGGCAGAAGAAUAGUAAGGGCUAGGCAGUUGACUUGCCCAACUGGGAGGUGUCUUGAGGUUAAAUCUGAACCCAGGACUUCUUGUCUCCAGGCCUGGCUCCACACCUAAUUGUCUCUUAUUUUAAACUGUCAUUUUAAUGGCAAAAAAUUGCAUUAGACUUAUAAUUUGCUUUCCCUUUUUAUUUAUAUAAUUAUUUAUCAAUCUAUUUAUCUAUUUAUUUGUCCUACAAAAGUUCAACCCUUCUUAGGGAGCCUGUGGUCCUCUUACUGCAGAGGGCCAGGCUUAGUGUGGAUACCAGAUCAACUUAGCCCAGUCCAAAUUACAUCUACAGAUUAUGCUUACUGAUAAUUCUUAUUUACUUUUUGAGCUCAUAAUGACUCUCAGUGCUUUAAAAAAAAAAAAACAAAGCCAAAUCCUUAUCAGAUAUCAGAUUCUGCAAAAUAACAAUUCAAAAAAACAGCACAUAUAAGUUAGUAAAUCUUUUGUGAAACUUAGGAUUUGCAAAGUUUACUAGAAAAAAUCAGAUUUGGUAAUUAAAAUGGCACUUAAGGUUUCAAUGAACAGAUUUUAUAUAGAAUUAAGCUUUAUUACAACUGGAAAAUAUGAAGUAUUUAUGUUACAAGUUAGGAAAUAGCUAGAAGGCAAGGCCUAGUGAUGGAUUUUGCCAUGUUCAUAUUUAUAGAAUGGAAAUAAAAGGUAACUGAAUAUAGGUUAAAUUCUACCUCAUAACAUUAAUUCUACCUCAUUCUUCACUGAAAUGAAGCAUGGAUUUUUAGUUUAACCCAAGCAUGCACUUUUACCCCAGAAGAAACCAGUAUGCUAUUAGAAAUAGUUUAGUGAUGUAUACAUGUAGUACUUCUAGUUGAUUUUCUGACCAUUUAAAUCAUUCUUUGGAUUGUGUGAUCCACCUUUUUGAAUAAUUCACAUUUCCAUAGCACUUUUAGGCUUACAAAACACUUCACAAGACUGAGUUGGGUAGUUCAAGUAUUAUUUCCACAUUACAGAUAAAGAAACAGAUCUGAAGAGGAUAAGGAACUUGCUCAGGGUUAUGCUUUUAGAGACUGAGUACCCAAACUGCAACCUUCAUGCCACUUGUUAGCCACCCCUUACCCCAGACAGGGGAGGGAGGAAGUGCUCCUAUUGAGUUGCUGGGCAGAGGGGCUGGACAUGUGAGAAUAAUCCUGUGGAGAGAGGGAGGGGAGCAUCCCCUCCCUGGCACACGUGCCAUAGGUUCACCAGCACUGCUCUAGGGAUAUAGGUCACAGACAGGCAUAGUUUUCUAACUCAUUCAAAAAGGUUGUGGCUGUAUUUGUAUAUAUUAAAGUGAAAUUUUUAUAUUUAUUUUCAGUAAACAUGAUAGGCAGCUAGGAAGCACAGGGAAUGGAAGUGCUGGGCCUAGAGUCAGGAAGACUCAUCUUCCCAAGUUCAAAUCUGCCCUCAGACAUUUAACUAGCUUUGUGACUCUGGGCAAGGCACUUAAUCCUGUCUGUGUGAGCCGGGGAUAGAAAUAAAUGUCAAAGCAUUCCAGUAUCUCUGCCAAGAAAACUUCAAAUGGGGUUACAAGAGUUGGACCAACUGAAAUAAUUGAAGAACAACAAAACAUAAUUUGAUUGGACUCUAACCACAUUACAAAAAAGUUUGGAACUCCAUUGUGGAAUAUGGUUAAGGACAAAGCAGAGUUGGUUUUAUUUUGUUUUAAAUAGCACUUAAGACUUUAUUUUUCAUUAGGUUGGUUUUUUUUUGUUUGUUUUUGGUGGAGGAGGGUAGUGGCAGUUCUGGAGAAGAUUAGAGAAUGGUUAAUGGAGUGGAAGUUCAUGUGCCCUUAAAGCUAUGACUUUAUUAGAUUUGAAAAGAAAGUUGAAUUUAAUGUCUGUAUAGGUUGAAGUCUCCUGGGAUAUCUAUGCUAAGAAUAAUUUGCCACACAUCAACAACAAAGGGAAUCUAGACCCUAGCAAUUAAAAUAUUAAUUGGCUAGAAAAGAAUGGCUAUAAAAAUUAAGUGAGCAAGCCGAAAAUGACAACCCUACAAUUGUUUUCAUAAGUUAAUGCUGGUUUGGGCACAGCUAACAUAAGAGAAAAUUAUCCCCAAUUGCUUUUUGUUGCUACUCUGAGACAAAGGAUUGAGAUUGUAUUUCUGAUAUGAUAAGUUUAACACAAGAGCCAUUAAGCUACUGAAUGAUUAACAAGUUGUUAUGGCCUAUAUGUCUUUGAAUAUAAAAUACUCUGUGAAGUUGUCACUUAAAAUCCUUAAGUAUUGCUACCAUGAAAAACGAUCUUGAACCUAAAUAAUGCUUUAGUCUUAAAGCUAAAGUGGUUUAAAUUACUACAGUUUAAAGAAAAAGAAUUUAAAAUUAUAUCAGAACAUUAAAGAAAAAAACAUCAGGACUUCUUGUCAUGAACUGCAAUUAGUUAACAUACCAAAAUUAUUCUCUAUCCCAUUAGUACUUUAAUUGGGGUAGAUAUAAAUGCAUGGGUUUAAAAAAAUUGUGGUUCUCGAUAUGUUCUGACUACAUGGUAUUGGUUCCUAAGCAACAUGAAGGUUUGCAUAAUGAAGAUUAAGUAAAAGAUAUAACUAUAUUUUUAAAAGCUAAAAUUUGUCAAAAUAGUUCAUCAGAGUGUUUCAUUAGCACAGCUUAUUGCCUGAGACAUUGCUAGCCCGAUGGAUUGGAGAGGUGUCUCUUCUUAGACAGCUUGGAAGUCAUAGGUAAUCUUGAUUGCCUCUAAAAACCUUUGGAACAGGGAGGGAAAUGGCAGAUCUCUUUACCUUGUGGAAUGUGUGAUGGUCUGGACAAAGUUUAUCCCUGGCAUCUUCCCUACUCAGGAAAUGAAAGAGGUGCCUCACGCUCCAGGCAGACACUCAAAAAGGGGGUUAUGGAGUCAUAUUUCCUUUUGGCUCUGCACUCCACCCCACCCACCCUGUGAAGACAGGGAAAAAACACUCACUGGCCCUGGAAUCAAAGGACCCGAGUUUGAAUUCCAUCUCUGAUGUGACUGUGGCCAAGUCCCCCUAAUCUUGCUCAGCCUCAGUUUCUUCCUUUAUAAAAGCAGGGGAUUGGACUAGAUGGUACCUAAGCUCCCUUCUAGAUCUAGUUCUGUAAUCCCCGUGGGGUCUGAGGGAGAUUUGAGAGGCCAGCAUCCAUGCUGUAGGUUUUAAUCAGUCAUCCUUAGGCUUGAGAUGAAUAGUGUUCUUUCACAGGAUUUUUGAAAUUGGUCAGACAUUAAAUUGGGACCGAGGGACAGACAGUCUCCUUGAGUUUUGUUCUUCUAAAGCUCACUAGAACACUCUCUGAUUCCAGCUAUCUUCUGUAUCUUGAAGAGUCUUGGUGUCUUCCCAUCUUAUUGUCUCCACAAAUUUAAACGCCCUCAUCCUGGUGAUUGCAGUCUCUUAAUUCAGAUCGACCCAUUGGUGUUUGUUGUUGGAGGAGCAGACCCAAAGCCUUGCCAAUUUGACAGGACCUAGCGGAGUCUCACGCUUUCUUGGUUCUGACUUUAGAGCAUGAGGUCCUUCCACACCACUCAUUUGGUCAGAUUUCUCUUGUGCCUCUUUGGACCUCGGGGUCGGGGAUCUUCAACUUCCAGUUCGUCAGAACUUGGUCGUACCUGUUAAGUCAGGUCGAUAUGAACGCGAUUCCUCACGUUAAAAUUUCCGUUUUCAACAAUGUGUUCAUCUGCUCUCAUAAUGGCACUUUAUCAAAGCAGAGUGUAUUUCCUUAUUGUUGGCUAUAUGCUUUUCUCAGAUUUCUAUUCAUUCCCUGCCUCAGCUUGACGAGUGAGGCCUCGUUUUAAUUAACUUUCUCUCGGGUCUGAAGGGUUCCUCGGUCACUGCCCAUCUUCAUUUCUGGUUGGAGCUACAAGUUAAAAAACAAAAGCCAACAGCCAGAGAAGCAGAGGUGCCGACCUUCACCUGGAAAAUGUCCAGUAUUCGGCUUUGGGGCGGGAGCAAGAGGGAGAACAGGCGUCCAGCUUUUGUAAGUCAGUCAGCCUCGCCACAUGCUAAAACUGCAGACUAGAUCAUCUCAUCUGCAGUAAACAGCGAUCUAAAUCUCCGCUCUUCGUAUUAAGUUAGAAUGAUUUCCAGGGCAUUGAAAACGCCUUUAAAACCCUCGCUACGUAUGCUCUCCAUCAGAGCGCUGUCGGUCGGCUCUCACCACGUUUUCAGAGGAUAAGAAUGGGGGCUAAGCGAGGAAGGCUGUAAAUGACGUUCGAAAGCCUACUUGUCUGGUUCUUGCUUGUUACCUAAGAAAACAGCAAAACACCUUCAUUCUCAGUGAAAUCCCUGCCAAUGAACCGGUUCAUCCAUUACUACGUCAGCCCAAAUCAACUAGAAGCGUUUGUUUCUGCAUUCUCUAGCACAGGCAGAAGCGGGGAGGAUACAGCGUCCUCUUUGUCACAAAAGGGUCUAGUGCUGAAACAGAACGUCCCAAUACGCCAUCUGCCUUUUACGGAGAUGCUUUGCCCACAAACUAAGAGGACGGGUGCUGACUGACUUCGCUUUAAAGUGGAACAUGCUUCCUUUAGAGAAGUAACUCCCCUAAGCUUGAAGAUACACCCAGAGGAGUGGGCAUAGAUAGGCCUGAGGGGAGGAGAGAGUUCGCCCGUUCUACUUUGGAACGGCUCAGUAGCUUUGGACUUGAUUUCUUCCGACUCUUUCUUAUGGUUGCUCCUCUGCAGGGUUCUGCCCCACGGGGACCAAACGCGUGCUGAUCUUUCCCUACUUGAAACUGUCCACCGCUCCUCUCCCCCAUCUUCUCUUUUCCCAGCAUCUCCAGCAAUACUCUUCGGAUAUUAUUGAAUGGUGCAGCAUCCUAAUUUCCCUCCUCUGGAUACCCUUCAGAUGGUCCGUGUCCUAACAUUGCUUAGAACUGGACUCCAGUAGCAUUCUCGUCUUCCUCACUGAAGACACGUGUCUAUAAACUCCAUUUAGGUUGCAUUCGAGCUUUGUUUGUGAUUCCACAUCACGUUACGUGCUGCUCCAAUUAGGCUUGCAGUCAAUAAACUCUAAUUUUUUUCACGUGAACUGGUGGUGUCUGGCCAGCUUCCCCGAUUUGUGCAGGUGAUAAAAACCAAUAGUGUAGCCUUUGCUUGGAUGGCUCAAUAAUCGCAUCACUGUGGGUGUUCCUUUUUCACGAUGCAAAUCCCAGCUUGUCUCUGCCUGCGUAUUCUCCGGGACUGGCCCAUCUUCUGCAUUUGGGCCUUCCGCUUGACAGUGUCAGCGGCUGUCUUUGCUCUUGCUACAUGACAGGCCUAUUUUUCCUUGCCAUGUAUUUGUCCAAUAACAUCUCUUCUACCUCUGCACGAUUCAUUGUAGGUGUGUUGCCGCUUGCCACGCUUCCUGUGUUCCUCCUUGUGACUCUAUCGGUGACCUUCUUCAGAACUUGGUCAUACAGUGUCGCCAGGAGAACAUUGUUUACAAAAUCGGGCCCGAGUCACUGAGCGAAGCGUCUUGCCGUUUCUCAAAUACAGGCUAGCCUGCAUUGCUCUUGUUCAGCUACAGACCCAGCUCUAUCCAAUUGCAGCGCCUGACUAAGAUAGACCAGCUCUGUCUUAUCCAUCCAUCUGUACAAUCAUCCUGGAUCCAUUUGGUUUUUUCUUGCCUUUAAAAAAGGGGCAUUUUCCUGUACUGACUCAAAUGCUUUUUAUAAUCAAUAAACAGUAAGCGCAA